GUCGCAUUGGCGGUUCCUACAUUUGUGAAUCAAGCUUAUACCUGAACGGUUGUUUACAGCUACAAGUUCACGAGUUGCAAAAAAAUUAAAACGAGGCUCUAGCGGUUUUAUUUACUCAGUAUUUACUUAUCGGUUUAUUUGCAAUUUUGCGCAAUUAAUUUAUAAAGACGAACUACUAGCCGGCAAAAUCGUCAGUUCAAUUUUAGCAGUCGUUACAGAACGAUUUUUGAUUUUUGAGUGUGAAGAAACUUUUUCGUUACGUUAACGUUUUUUCGGUACCUUCUUAGUAACCUCAUCGUUUACGUUAUUUUUCUAAACAAGUGUCUUACAUUUUUUGCGAGCAAAAUGCUGGAUACUGGAAUUAAAAAGGGAGAUGCUCAUAUGAGAGAACUGGCUGCCAGAAUCUGUCGAGACUAUUUGCAUGGGGCCUGGAAGAACGUGACUUCUGAGGAUAUCGGCUUCAAACAUAUAAGUGGUGGUCUCUCCAAUCUCCUCUACCACAUCUCUUUACCAACAGAACUGUAUGACUCGUACGAGGACGACAAAAAGCACGACGCCCAAGAACCUAAAGAGGUUCUCAUCCGUAUCUAUGGACAAACUCACGGAGAAGGUGCUCUAGAAGCUCUCAUAACUGAAAGUGUGAUUUUUACUUUGUUAAGUGAAAGAGGUUUGGGUCCAAAACUACACGGAAUCUUCCCCGGCGGUCGUAUCGAAGAAUACAUAAACGCCCGGCCCUUGCUCACUUCAGAAUUGGCCGACGAAAAACUUUCAGCUAAAAUUGCCCAAAAAAUGGCCUCCUUACAUUCAAUGGAGGUUCCUUUGCAUAAAGAACCCGGUUGGCUUUGGAACACUAUCGACAGAUGGCUGAAAACUUGCGAAAAAAAACUGAAAGGUGACAUUCCAGGCUUCGUGACCGAUCUUCUGGAUGGUAUCGAUUUAAGGGGUGAGACUAAGUGGCUCAAACAAAGAUUGGAACAAGAAAACAGCCCUGUCGUAUUUUGCCACAAUGAUAUGCAAGAAGGAAACAUUCUUAUAAGCAUGGACCAAGACAAAGAGAACAAUCCGAAUGACCCAGAAUUAGUCAUCAUUGACUUCGAAUAUUGUUCUUACAACUACCGCGGUUUCGAUAUUGCCAACCAUUUCAUCGAGUGGGUAUACAACUGCAAAGAAGAAAACUAUCCUUAUUACCGCGAAGACUGGUCGAAUUAUCCAACUGAACAACAGAGGCUCAACUUCAUCAGGACUUAUUUGAUUGAAAGAGGAUCGAGAGAGAAUGCUAAGAAAGUACUUAAAGAAGUGGAAGUGUUUACUUUGGCCUCCCACUUCUUUUGGGCACUUUGGGGAUUCAUCAAUGCUGAAACUUCUCAGAUUCCUUUCGGAUAUUGGGAAUACGGAUGUUCCAGACUCUCUGCCUACUUCCAACUGAAAGAACGUUUGUCCUGCAACAUGCAGAUCAAGAGAAAGGUGGAAUGCCUUUCACUAGACUGAAUGUGGACCUGAACAACAUUCAAGGAGUGUACUAGGUUUUCUGUUUUAUUACAGAAAACCCUAUCAUCUAAAAAAAAAACAACUUCUUUUUCAUUUGAUAGUUACCUAUUUGAAAUGGGUACCUGGCAACAUCCUGUCUGAAGAAGUAUGUAUAGGAAGUGGAAGAUGUGACAGUAUUUUUAUGUUUAAAAAUCCUAUCAUUAUCAAAGGAAAAAUUGUAUUUUCUUUGAGAAUCUCUAUAGGUACCUGUUUGCCUAUUUAAAUAGGUCACGUUCUUAUGAAAAGAAACAUUGGUAGCUCUCAUUUUUCUAGAGCAAACAAAAAAAAAAAGCGAAGAAGACAAAUUUAGUUUGUUUUAUUAUGAUAUUAGUUUUGGGCCGAAGAUAAAACUUUGUCAACAAGCCCAAAACGAAUGCUCGGAUAAUCUAGAAAGAGUAUAGUCUAGAAUCUAACGUAACUGUGAAUUAUGUGAAGAGAAUUAUUAAUAAUCACAAGUUGUGAUAUUCUAUGUCGAUAAUAUUUAGCAUUUAGAUUUAAGAGUAUUAUACAGAGAAUGGCAUUAAUUGUGCAAUAAAUUAUGAUUAUGAUACCCUGUACUUAGCAAAUAUCUUCGAAUAUCUAAGUUGCACUACAAAUUAAUUAUCAAGCACUGAAUGUUAUUUGUUUCAAAUUUUAUUGAGUAUCAUUUUUAGUGUAGAUUCAAUAAUACAUAUAUCCAUUCCCACCUACUUUUAUAACUAGAAAAUUGUAUGUUUUAUGUUGACAAUAAAAUUAAUACUUAUAUUGCGAAGGAUUGAAAGUUACUAAAAGUCCAAUGGCUGAAAUUUUGAAUAAGUAAAUUAUGGAAAUAUGGCGCAGUGGCCAUGUUUAAUCAAAAGUUUCGAAUUUAGUCAAUUUAACUCGAAUAAUUUAGGUCUACAUCAAUAUAAAGAUCUGGCCUCUCUUGCUGUCGAAAGAUUGGUGAUGUCAUUCUUGGUGCAAUAUCAUCAUUCUAAAGGCCAUCUUGGAUAGUUUAUUUUUAAACUAAGAUUUUAUGUUAAAUUACCUAUAAAAAAAGUUAUAUUUAUAUUAAAAUCUAGAAGGUUUUCAGUCUCAAUUAUUUUAGUGUCCUUAUUUUUCUUGGCCCUAUGCUAUUAUUAUUAAUUUAGGUUCUAUAACCAAAAAUGUACUUAACUUUCAAGACUGGCUUUUUAAGGUCUGAAUUUUAAAGGCAUUUUUUUAUAAUAAUUUUUUUUUAGCGUUUGUCCAAUAAAUCUGUUGUUAUUGUACCUUACUUACUUUAUUAUUAUAAUUAUUUACGUCUCUAUUUUAAUUUAAGAGUUAUUUUACAAUAAAGGUUUUGCAAAAUUA
This is a messenger RNA of Ceutorhynchus assimilis (cabbage seed weevil), 2838 nucleotides long. The record is from the annotation of a GenBank genome assembly. Lineage: Eukaryota; Metazoa; Arthropoda; Insecta; Coleoptera; Curculionidae.